GUCCGCAGGAAAACAGUCCUGCGUGGGCAGUAGACAGCCACCACGCUAUAAAAGGACCAGCACGCGGCCGUGUCGUUGCUUCCGACAUUCACUCAGACAUCCAAACCAAACAAGUAUCUGUCAAUACGCUCACUACUCUCUGCAUUCUCAAUCUCCACGAGUCACAAACCAAGUGGUCCUUGUCCAUAGCCUUACUCUCAGAAUAUCUUUCUAAUCUUCAUAAUCUCGAACCCAAAAAUGCAGUCUUCGGUCUCUGCCCUUUCUCUCUAUGCUCUGUCUGCCAAGCAGCAAGAGUUCCUGACCCAGAUCGCUGGCUCAUUCCACGUAUCCGACGACCAGCUCUCGACCAUCAUCACCAAGCUCGAGUCUGAGCUUGCCCGCGGCCUCAAGACCAACGAGCAGUGCGAGCUGUACAUGUCGCCGUCGCUCGUCAACUCCCAGAAGACCCCGACGGGCACUGCCCUCAGCAUGGCCAUCGAGUCUUCUGGCAAGCGCGUGCGUCUGAACUCUGUGACAUUCAACGCCGAUUCGUCGAUUGCCGAUACCAAGACCCAGAUCUUCAUCGCACCUACCCAGUGCAUGGCCUCGGUCGACAGUCUAUUUGAGCAUGUUGCCUACAGCAUCCGUGAGUUCCUCCACAACUACCACCUUGAUGAGAUUGCCGGCAAGUCGCCUCUGCCUCUUGGUUUCACGAUUGGCUUCCCAGUGAGCAACUGCGGCGUGUGCGAGUCGACCAAGGAGGACUCGAUUGACCUUGACGGUGCCGAUAUCACACAGUUGCUGCAGGACGUAGUCAUCCGCCACCAUCUGCCGGUGCAGGUCACCUCAGUCACCAACAACACUGUCAGCGCCCUGGUUGCUGCCCAGUUUGCUGACAAGACCACUCGCGUGGCUGCCUCGUUCAACAAUGGCGUUAAUGCUGCGUACUACGAGCCUGUCAGCAAUGUCGAGACGUUCUCGUCUGCGGGCGUGACCAGGAAUGCCAAGGUUGCCAUUAACACUGAGCUUGGCCGGUUUGGCUCCUCCUCUGGCGUUCUGCCGCAAACCAUGUGGGACCGCCGCAUCGACCGCGAGUCGCGCAACCCCGGUCUGCGUUCGUUCGAGAAGCUGGUUGCCAGCCAGUAUCUGGGUGAGAUUGUGCGCAAUCUGAUCACUGACUUUAUUGACAAGCACUUGCUGUUCUCGGUCAACUGCCCGGUCAAGGAGAUCAGCACAGAAUACUCGUUCCACACUGCCUAUAUUGGCAGCAUCAUGGACGACGAGACCAGGGACCUGGAGCGCGUCGGCGGCAUUAUUGCUGCUGAGUUUGGCAUCGAGGCUUCGCUGGCCGACCGCCAGAUCGUCCGUGCUCUUUGUGAAAUCGUCGCCGCCCGCGCCUCGCGCCUGUCGGGUGCCGCGCUGGCUGCCCUGAUCUUCAAGAGCAAUGCCCAUGUGGACUGUGCCUCGAUUGCUCUCAGUGGUGCGCUGUUUGACAUGAACCGCAAGGUCUACGAGCACACCAUCGCAACCCUGCAGGAGCAGCUUCAGCGGUCGGCAGCCACAACGGCCACGGUCAGCCUGCAGCGCCGCGACUCGGAUCUGAUCGGUGCUGCUAUUGAUGCGGUCUGCUAUUAAGAGCCCAUGGCUCAAGUAUCUCUUGAAUCAGACAAAUUGACUGUAAAAAACAUUCCAAAAG
Molecule: messenger RNA, 1675 nt
Organism: Linderina pennispora
Lineage: Eukaryota; Fungi; Kickxellomycota; Kickxellomycetes; Kickxellales; Kickxellaceae
Product: actin-like ATPase domain-containing protein
Exons: 1
Coding region: 238-1614 (458 amino acids)
Biological process (GO): glucose 6-phosphate metabolic process; glycolytic process; intracellular glucose homeostasis
Cellular component (GO): mitochondrion; cytosol
Molecular function (GO): D-glucose binding; glucokinase activity; fructokinase activity
Source: RefSeq, a predicted model, not a curated record